AUGGCCGCCCCCACAUCGACGGCGGACUCGUCUGCAUCAACUUCUCCCGUCUCCCUCUCACGUACUGGGACUGCUAUCUUUCCCACAUCCUCAUCUGCUUCAACGGCACGUCCGCAUCGAACACAUACACCCACAAACAUUAGACCUACUCGAACACGACAACCAAGUAUUCCCUCGCGCGUAGGGACCCACAUUAGCAUUCCCCGCGGCCGGCCUACUGCGGACAGCGGCAGCUCGAGCCCGUUUCCUCACGAAUCGGGUGAAUUCAGGAGCCACGGGCGGAAACAGAAACCCGUCGCCAUCUUUUUUGAAGUCCUGGGAGGGAUCGCAAUCCUCGCCUUGCUCCUCAGCCUUCUUCGAUGUCUCUACAGCUAUAAACGCACACCCCGGCCAGAUCGGGUUGUUGAUAUUGUGGAAAGGCAUCGACUGCAAAGGGAGAUGGAGGAAUUACGGCACAACCAGGCCCAGAGAGUCAAUCGUAGGCCUGCAUCGCUGAUGGAACCUCCACCUCCACCAUACUUCCCUCGACCGCCAUCCUACGAAGAAGUUGGCAAUCGCCGCGCCCUUCUCAACCAUACGCACGCAAGCUCUGAUUCGAUGUCAAGCACCUCGUCUCACUCAAGCUCUGACUCUAUAUCAUCAGUUUACAUAUCGCAGGCGCGUCCACGCCCUCUGCACGGCGACGGCUAA
This is a messenger RNA of Pleurotus ostreatus (oyster mushroom), 690 nucleotides long. RefSeq lists its product as uncharacterized. NCBI's taxonomy places the organism in Eukaryota, Fungi, Basidiomycota, Agaricomycetes, Agaricales, Pleurotaceae. The transcript has a single exon. The record is from RefSeq and is a predicted model, not a curated record. Bases 1 to 690 code for a protein of 229 amino acids.